GGCCAGUACAAAAUGAGAAUCUAUGAAAGAGGAGACUUCCAAGGACAGAUGAUGGAGUUCUUUGAUGACUGCCCCAAUACUUAUGAUCGAUUCCGUUUCCAUGACAUUCACUCCUGCAAUGUGUCUGAUGGCCACUGGAUGUUCUACGAGGAACCCAACUAUAGGGGGCGUCAGUACUACCUGAGAUCUGGAGAAUACAGGAGAUAUAAUGACUGGGGAGCCUCAAGUGCCAGAAUUGGCUCAUUCAGAAGAGUUCAUCACAAAUUUUAAAUCCAGUCAAAAAUGUACUAAUACAGUUAUAUUGAUAAUUCAA
Messenger RNA from Xenopus laevis (African clawed frog), 313 nucleotides. It is a transcript of the gene crygdl.28.L, whose product is annotated as crystallin gamma D like gene 28 L homeolog. NCBI's taxonomy places the organism in Eukaryota, Metazoa, Chordata, Amphibia, Anura, Pipidae. The record is from RefSeq and is a predicted model, not a curated record. The coding region runs from base 13 to 270 and encodes 85 amino acids. The transcript has a single exon.